Molecule: messenger RNA, 1296 nt
Organism: Schistosoma spindalis
Lineage: Eukaryota; Metazoa; Platyhelminthes; Trematoda; Strigeidida; Schistosomatidae
Source: the annotation of a GenBank genome assembly
AUGGUCGAAGAGAAGUUCAAGGUUUUAACAUUUAAUUGCUGGGCCGUGUUUUUCCCAUCUUCGACUGUGAGAAAAGAAGACCGUGUUAAUGCAAUUGCCUCGAAGUUAUCAGUUGGGGAUUUCGACGUGAUUUUACUUCAGGAGAUUUGGCUGGAAUCAGAUUACAAUAAACUUCGAAACAUUUUGGACGAGAAGUAUCCGUACUCUAAUUACUUUUACUGCAACCUUAUAGGAACUGGUAUGUGCAUCUUUUCAAAAUGGACUAUAGAAUGUGUGUUCACACAUCCCUUUACUGCUAACGGUUAUCCUCAUCUUAUUCACCAAGCUGAUUACUAUUGUGGCAAAGGUAUUGGGUUAGCUCGGAUCACAAGCAAAGAAGGAUUUAGAAUAAACUUUUAUGUAACUCACUUAAUUGCUCGUUAUGAAUUAGAUCGUAUGUUGGAUAAAUAUAAUGGACAUCGAAUAUCUCAAUUAGUUGAAAUAAUGGAAUUUGUUCGCAUGACAUCCACUGGUUCUGAUGCAAUUAUAAUUACUGGAGAUUUCAAUUUGGAAUCAAAUACUUCAGCUAUUGAAUUAUUUAGUACUUCAUUAAAAUUAUCUGAUGCAUGGCUUAAUAAUACUGUUGCUUUGAAGAAUACAAAUAUUACAGAAUUAGAGUCAGAGGGAUGUACGUGUGAUCGAGCUGAUAAUCCUUAUCGUAAUCAACUGUGGACAAAUACAUAUGGGAAUGGUGAAAGAUUAGAUUACAUAUUUUAUCGUUCUGGGCCAUCAAUAAUAGAUUCAUUUCAUAUACCAUCCUAUGCUAAACUUGUCUGUGAUUCGUGUUGGUUAGAUAUGCGUAAAGUACCUGACGACCCAUAUGGUUUACAUUAUUCCGAUCAUGAAGGUGUAGCUGCAAGUUUUACUAUUACAAGAUUACGCAGUCCCGUCAAACCAGAAGGUGAAACAAUGUCAGCAAAUGAAUUAAAUCGAUUACGUGAUUUAUUAUUAGAUAUAGAUCAACAAUUAACUCGUGGCUUAAAUCAAUGUAUACAUGGUCGUUUAUUGCAUUUAACAUGGGCAAUAAUUAUAACAUUUUUAUUAGUUAUCUUAAUAUUAAUAUAUCCAACUGAUAGGUUUACAUCAAUUAUAAAAUGUUUAUUUGAAAUAAUACUUGGUAUUAUAUUAUUUACAUUAAUAUGGGGUUCAUUAAUUGGUAGAACUAUAGAAAAAUCCGGUUUAAAAAAUGCAAGACAUUCAAUUUUAACAUUAUCUUCAAGAUUAGAUAAUUCAAAUGACUUUACAUUAAUUAAAUAA